Messenger RNA from Phalacrocorax carbo (great cormorant), 2181 nucleotides. Lineage: Eukaryota; Metazoa; Chordata; Aves; Suliformes; Phalacrocoracidae. The record is from RefSeq and is a predicted model, not a curated record.
AUGCCGCCCCCCAGCUCGCCCCAGCUCCCCGGCAAGAGCAAAGUUUCUUUACGUCUCGUAAUUCCCAUGCCCAUCUCGGACUUCCACGCCCGCCCCGCUCCCACGAGCGUCCUCCUGCUGCCGCCGGGGGGGGCGCCGCGCUCCGCGGUGCCACUCCCGUCCGCCAGGGGGCGCCACUGUGCCGGGCAGGAGCGAAGCGGCCCCGAGGCUUCAACACCCCCCGCGGCCGCCAGGGGGCGCCGCCGCCGCGGGAGCGGGCCCGGGCCCGGCGGGGGGUCCCGGCUCCGGGCGGGCCGGGGGAAACUGGGACAAAACCGGGGAAAAGUGGGUCAAACCGGGGACGCCUCCCCCCUCCUCCCCCCGCUCUCCGGCUCCGGUGCCGGGCACCGGCCGCUGCCCCUUCGGUGCCGCCUGAAGCUCAGGCCCAGGCCCUGCCCCUCCCCACGGGCGGUGCCGUGCUGCCCCCUCCCCUCGGUGCGGGACCCCCCGCGGGGGCCCGGCGGGUUUCGGCACCCACCCCCUGGGCCCCCUCUCGGGGGGCGGCAGCUGCAGCCCGGCCUUUGGGGCCGGGGGUCCCCGACAGCUCCCGGUUCCCACCACGGGAUGAGCCCCAGCUCCAUCAGCUCCCGGUGCCGGCUCCCGGCCGUGCGCCCUGGGGGAGGAGGGGGCCCGGCGGGGGGCUGGGGGUCUCCCGGGGUGGCCGGUGACCCCUCCUGCCGCCGGGCUCCCUCCGCCCAGCUGGUUUCUUCUCCCCAGCUCUUUCCCGGAGCAGCUGCCGGAGCCGGGGAGAGCUGGAACCAGCGCGUGUGGGAGCUGCCGCUGGGGAGCGCUGGGGUUCGCUGGGGUUCAGCCCCUCGGCCCUGCCCAGCACCACCCUCGCAGGGGCUGCCCGAGGGCCGGGGCCGGCAGCAUCCCGGGAUCGGCCCCGGCUCCCGCGGCCCCACCGGUGACACGGCGAAGCCGGGCUGGCCGCGCACGGGCACCCACGGCCGCCCUGGUGCCGCGGCCGCUCGGGAGGUGCCGGUGGCCGUGCCGAGGCCUGGGAAGGCUCAUCCCGGCGCCGGGGCGGGGAGGACGUGCCCGGUGAGGGACCCCGGUGGGGGGGACCGGCUGUGCCAGCGGGGCCGGGGGAUCUCCGGUGCCGCAGGAGGGGCCGGGUCCCCGCAGGGUCCCGGGGAUGGAGGCGCGGGCGGCGUCAGCGUUCCCCAGGAGCCCGCCUCUCACCCCAAAAACGCAGGGCUUGGGCUCCGUUUCCAAGCCUGGGCAACGCCCGACUCGUUCCGUGCUGCCGAGCCCCAAAACCGGCCCCAGGAGCCGGGUCUCGAUCUCCACACACACCCGGGCGAGCUCCGACUCGCCCCAGCCCCGCCGGUGGUGCGGGGCCGGCAGCCCCGCGCGGUGCCCGCGAACCGGCCGGGGGGACCUGCGGGGGCGAUGGGCUCCUGCCCUCCGGGCUUUACUCCCCGUCGCCCCGAGCCCCGCCCGCUCCUCCGCGGAGCUACCGUGAGUCCCCCCGGCCGCGGCCCCGCACGCCCAGCGCAGCCGGUCCCCGGCCUCACCUGCGCCCCACCGGGGCACCCCGCACCGGGCCGCUGCCGGGCCGCUCGGCCCCGCCCCGCGCAGGCGCCCCGAGGCCCCGCCCCCCUCGCGCCGCGCCCUGCCCCGCGCCCCCCCCCCCUACUGCGGUUCCAGCACGCGUCGUCCGCGACGCGGGGCCUCAGCCCCGGCCCGGCCCAGGGGCUGCUGCUGGGGCUGGGCCUGGCGGGGGCCGGGCUGGGCCCUGCCGGGGCGUCCCGGGCGGGGCCGGGGGGGAGCGGGAGUGGUCGUGGCUCGGCGGGGCCAGGGGUCGGUGUCACGGAGCCGACGCCGCCGGCUCAGCUCAGGCACCGGGUAAAGGCUGGGAACCGCCGGCGGCGCUGGGGCUUCCCCGGCACCGCCUGCCCGGGCACCGCCUGCCCGGGACCCGCACGGCGGCCCGAUCCGGGGUACCGAGCCCGUGAGCACCGGCCGGGGGACGUCCAGGGGCGGAGAAGGGGCGCCUGGGGUCCGAAGGCACCUUCUACCCCCAGGCCCUCCCUGGAGGCCGGCAACAGCCGGGGGGGCCGCGGAGCUGGGGCUCGGCUGCCAAGCCCCGGAGCAGCAGCGCAGACCCGGCUCCUAGCCCCAAAGCGCAGGACUUGA